CAAAACAGAAAUUACGGGAAUUUCCGAAGACGAACAAAUUAAAUUACUUUGAUUCGACCAAAGCCAUACAUUAUCCUUAAGGGAGAUAUGUCUUCUGUAGGAUUGAUCACAGAUGGAUAUUAAAAUAACGUAUGGAAUUUCGUGGGAGAAUCUCUAAAAUUUUCUAAAAUAUUUUGUAUUAUCUGAUACGAAAUUAUUCGUAGCAAAUAAUUGAAGAGCAGAAGAGAUCAGAUCUUAUUGAGUAAAAUGACUAUUUGCUUUGAAAACAAACCAUCAAAGAAAAGUAAAAACGUACGAAUUUUGAUGUUGCCGAUGUAACAAUACCAUCCAUUGAAAGAUCAAUAAUUUGACAAAAUAUGGGAAACAAAACAAGCAGUGCGCAAGAAACAGCGCAAUUUUACGACGAAGAAAGUUCUCGACAUGUACGAUUUCAAGUGGAAGUUAUCCCAUCUGAGAGAGAUUCAAGAAUAUUUCGCUCGUUCAGAACGCGACCGUUCACGAAAAAAAGCAAUCCAGAAAAAAGGAGAAGUACAACUUAUGACACGGCUAACAAAACACCAUGGCCGCAUCCUCAAAGUGAUUCGUUGUUUUUACCGGAGUACGAGUAUAAAUCGGCAGUACAAUUUAACGAAUAUCAGAUUAUGGAAAAUAUUGGAAAGGGAAAUUUUGGCCAUAUACUCAAGGUGAAGAGAAAAGACACACAAGAAAUAUUUGCAAUGAAGGUUUCUAACAAAUCUGAUAUUGUUCGAGAUAACUGUGUUCAACAGUGUAAAGAGGAAAUUAACAUACAGAAAAAGCUCUGUGAAAAUCCAUUUGUCACUAAGUUAAAGUGCUCCUGGCAAACUAAACAUAAUCUCUAUGUUGUUACAGAAUUUGUUAGAUUUGGUGACUUAUACUCAUUUUGGCUUGUAAAGAAAAAAUUUGAUGAAAAUACAGUGCGUCUCCUUGGAGCAGAAGUUGCACUAGCUCUAGAUUAUUUUCACUCUAAGGGUGUCAUAUAUAGAGAUUUAAAAAUGGAGAAUAUUUUAAUUAAUAAGCAUGGUCAUAUAGUCAUCACUGAUUUUGGUCUUGCAAAAUGCUUAAUGACUGGAGAAAAAACAUCAACAGUAACUGGUACAUUGAAAUACAUGGCACCAGAAAUGUUAAUGACUGAGAAAUAUGAUCAUGCAAUCGACUGGUAUGCCCUUGGUGCUAUCUUAUGUGCAACAUUAUUAUCAAAGUUUCCUUAUCCUGUACCAGUUGAACAAAACGAAAAGCAAGAGUUACUUAAACAAGUCUCUGAAGAAGCAGGGGAUGUGUUGCUUAAGUUGCUAGAAAAAGAUCCUAAACAAAGAUUGCGCACAUUAGAUGCUUAUAAAAAUCACCUGUUUAAUCAAAAUAUCUCAUUUGAAGAUGUACAAGCGCAACAUUGCCCUCCAUUUACUGAAAAACUUCUAAGAGAAUUAGGAAAACAAAAUUUGAAUGAAGCACAUGGAAAACUUCAGCUAAGACAGAAAACUAAAGUGCAAAAGCAACAGUAUCGUCCAAAUUCAUGGGCCAGUCCUGAAAAUUUCCGAAUGCAAUUUGAUCAGGUGGUUAAGCUUGGCAAAAGCAAAGAAUUAGAUGGUGUUGCAGAGAACACAAAAUUCUGACCUAUAACCAGUCAAAUUUAAGAAAUCUUAAGAAUACUGCUGUGUUGACUUAAGCAUUGCUUCCAGUUGCGUUAAAAUAUUUUAUAAAACAAACGUUUGCACAAAGCAUAAAAUUUCACAAGAUAAAAGAAAUUUUCAUUUAUAUUAUUAGUACAGAGAUGAGCUCAGAGAUGAAGACAAAAAGAUAAUGAAUGCUAACUUUCAAUACUUUGUCGUACAUCUAAAUCUCGAGUAUUUUUUAAGAAGUUAAACAUGUGUUGGCAAGGGUUACUAUAGCAACUAUGGUCAAUAUUGUAUACAAUACUAAAACUCCUUACCAAUAUCAUGCUUUAUGUUAUCACGUAUCACUUAACACUACCUUGUUGCAUAAAGAAUCAGCAAAAUAAGACAUAUGGAAAUUACAAUACUUAUGAUGAUUGCA
Xenia sp. Carnegie-2017 is the source of this 2052-nucleotide messenger RNA. RefSeq names its product serine/threonine-protein kinase Sgk2-like. Gene Ontology annotation, molecular function: protein serine/threonine kinase activity; ATP binding. The record is from RefSeq and is a predicted model, not a curated record. Gene Ontology annotation, biological process: protein phosphorylation. Bases 357 to 1631 code for a protein of 424 amino acids. NCBI's taxonomy places the organism in Eukaryota, Metazoa, Cnidaria, Anthozoa, Malacalcyonacea, Xeniidae. The transcript is spliced from 15 exons.